UCUGUAUCUCUGUGACCACAAAUAGCAUCUCUGGUAAGUCUUUUGGAUUUGGACUUUCUCCAACUCUUGGUUGCCGUACAGGGCGUGAGAAGCCUUGAGAAAUAAGAUUAAUCCCGCCCAGUGGACUCUGGUCUCCUCACAUCCUCCUAGCGGCGUCCAGGCCUCUCUCACGCCGUGGAUUCCCUGGCGGCCACCUGAGACAGAAUCUCCCCAACGCAUUGCGAGCCACGGGCUGCGCCAGGGAGCACCCAUGAAGGCACUGCAGAGACUGGUGGGUGGGUCCGCCUCUCCGCGCUUCCGAGGCCGGCCCCUCCUCCGGGGAGGGGGUGGGGACGCGCGGACCGUGCGAGGGUGCAGGUGGACGCGGAAGGUGGCCGGGGGCGCCAGAGGCAGGGCCCGGGAGACCUGGCGCAGGCGCAGGCAGGGUCCGACGCGGGACUCAGGGCCGGGUCCUGCUCCUGACCAUCUGUGCAGCAGGCAUUGGGGGAACUUUUCAAUUCGGCUACAAUCUCUCCAUCAUCAAUGCCCCGACCUUGCCCAUUCAGGAGUUCAUCAAUGGGACGUGGCAGGCGCGGACGGGCCGACCCCUGCCUGAGCACCUGCUGCUGCUCGUGUGGUCCAUCAUUGUGUCUCUGUACCCGCUGGGGGGCUUCUUGGGGGCGCUGUUCUCCGGACCCCUGGCCGUUUUCCUGGGAAGGUGUGAGCAUGAACAUCCAGCCCAUAUACCUGGGGGAGAGCGCCCCCAAGGAGCUUCGGGGAACAGCAGCCAUGAGCUCGGCCGUCUUUGCUUCCCUGGGGGUCAUGAUGGGCCAGGUGGUGGGACUCAGAGAGCUCCUGGGUAGUCCACACUCCUGGCCCCUGCUGCUGGCCAGCUGCUCGGUGCCUGGGGUGCUUCAGAUGCUCUCCCUGCCCCUGCUCCCAGAGAGCCCGCGCUACCUCCUUAUUGACCGCGGGGACACCGAGGCCUGUCUGGCAGCGCUGCGGCGGCUGCGGGGCUCGGCGGACGUGGCGGACGAGCUGGCGGAGCUGCAGGAGGAGCGCUCGGCCUGCCGCUGCCUGCGCGCGCGGCGGCCCUGGGAGCUGUUCGGGGACCGCGCGCUGCGGAGGCAGGUGCUGAGCCUCGUGGUGCUGGGCAGCUCCAUGGCGCUGUGCGGCAACGACACGGUGUACGCCUACGCCUCCUCCGUGUUCUGGGAGGCCGGGAUCCCCCAGGACAAGAUCCAGUACGCCAUCGUGGGCACUGGCAGCUGUGAGCUGUUCACAUCGUGCAUCAGUUGUGUGGUCAUCGAGAGGGUGGGCCGGCGAGUGCUACUGAUCGGGGGCUACAGCCUGAUGGCCUGCUGGGGCAGCGUCUUCACUGUGGCCCUGUGCCUGCAGAGCGCCGGUCCCAGCAUGUCCUACCUAGCCAUGUGCUGCGUCUUUGCUUUCAUCCUCAGCUUUGGCAUUGGCCCCGCCGGAGUGACGGGGAUCCUGGCCACAGAGCUGUUUGACCAGAUGGCCCGGCCUGCUGCCUCCAUGAUCUCCGGGGCGCUGCUGUGGCUCAUGCUCUUCCUGGUGGGGCUGGGCUUUCCCUUCCUCAUGGAAGGCUUGUCCCAGUUCCUCUAUGUGCCUUUCAUCUGUGUCUGUGUCGGUGCCGCCCUCUACGCUGGCUUCUUCCUGCCCGAGACCAAAGGCAAAACCUUCCUGGAGAUCUCCGAGGACCUGCAGAGGCUUGGCUCCUCCAGGCCGCGGGGCCAGGGCCUGCUGCGCAAGGGCCCCAAGAUCAUCUCGUCCACGGAACUCUAGGGCCGAGCGUGGCUGCUCUGCUCUUUCCUGCCUGCGACGCUCACAGCCCCUCUCGCCUCCUCUCGCUCCUGGGGACUCAUUGAACCAGAACUUAUUGGGCACCUGUCAGACGCAGGCUGGAUGCCAGGUGCCAAUCAGUGGGGUGCCCGC
This is a messenger RNA of Sorex araneus (European shrew), 1935 nucleotides long. It is a transcript of the gene SLC2A11, whose product is annotated as solute carrier family 2 member 11. Gene Ontology annotation, biological process: monosaccharide transmembrane transport. Gene Ontology annotation, cellular component: membrane. Lineage: Eukaryota; Metazoa; Chordata; Mammalia; Eulipotyphla; Soricidae. The coding region runs from base 523 to 1785 and encodes 420 amino acids. The transcript is spliced from 11 exons. Gene Ontology annotation, molecular function: hexose transmembrane transporter activity. The record is from RefSeq and is a predicted model, not a curated record.